GUGAGCAGAGCUGCAUCUACAUUUAUUACUACUGAAUAUUUUUUUUAGUUUGACAAACACCUAAUUCAACUAAUCAGGAAUCUAGAUUACAGUUUUUCACAAAGUACUUCUCCUGCAGCGCACAAAUGUCUUCUCAGCGGUUUCUGAUUCUCUUCGCCACCUUGUUGAUCUCAAUAGUAUGUCAAUAUGCAGCCCACUGUGCUGAAGUCAGUACCACCCAAACUGAAACAAAAUCCAGCCUUUCUGGAGACAACAGUGAAAGGGAGAAAUCACUGGGAACCACUAUCAAUCCUGACCAUGAAGAGGUUGAAGAAGAGGAGGCAGAUGAAGAAUUCUCAAUACUAGGAUAUAUUACAGAUGAUUCUAUCCGUGUUCAAGCUGUGAUUAAACCAGAGCAAACAGAAGCCAACGAAGAAAAGAAAAACACAGAAAAGAAAAACACAGAAAAGAAAAAUACAGAAAAGAAAAAGAAGAGAAAGGAUAAAAAAAAGGGGAAGAAAGUGAACCCUUGUAACACAACACAUAAAGAUUACUGUAUUCAUGGCACGUGUAAAUAUAUCGAGAGGAUGAAGGAAGUGGCAUGCAGAUGCCAGCAGAACUAUUUUGGUGAACGCUGUAGCGAACAGUCGUUGAAAACACAAACACCUGGAGAACUCAGUGACGUGUCAACAGUAGCUCUGGCAGUGGUAGCUGUCCUAUUGUCAACCAUCAGUAUCAUCGCUAUAAUCAUUAUCAUUGUUGUACACACACGAAGGAAAUAUUCUUAUGAAUGUGAAUCAGAAGAAAAAAAGAAGUUAGGACAAGAAAAUGCAUGUGAUGAAAAUUACGUUUGAAAGAAAUGAAUGCUCUCCAGACAAGCCACUGCCGCACUUCAAAUGAAAAGAAAAACACAAACUUAUAUAUAUAUAUAUAUUUUAUAAAAUGGAAUAUAUUUAUUUUUAUUUAUGUAAUUAUUUAUUGUAUUGUCUAAAUAAUAUAAAUGUGUUGUUAUUACAUUAAAGUGUUUUUAUACAAAA
This is a messenger RNA of Bombina bombina (fire-bellied toad), 1016 nucleotides long. RefSeq names its product amphiregulin (gene AREG). Gene Ontology annotation, biological process: positive regulation of cell population proliferation; epidermal growth factor receptor signaling pathway; positive regulation of mitotic nuclear division. The transcript is spliced from 6 exons. The record is from RefSeq and is a predicted model, not a curated record. Bases 126 to 833 code for a protein of 235 amino acids. Lineage: Eukaryota; Metazoa; Chordata; Amphibia; Anura; Bombinatoridae.